AUGGUGAAAGUGAAGAAAACGAAGAAGCCCACUGCUGCGUUCAACACACAAGCACUUCCCUUCAAUACGGACAAAGGUCAACACAUUCUUAAAAAUCCAGGAAUCGUCAACUCAAUAAUUGAGAAGUCCGCUCUAAAAUCAACGGAUACUGUGCUUGAAGUAGGUCCUGGAACUGGUAAUUUGACGGUGAAGAUGCUUGAAUGCGCAAAAAAGGUGAUCGCUUGUGAGAUUGACCCUCGAAUGAUUGCGGAAUUGAAGAAACGUGUUAUGGCUACACCGCUUCAAAAUAAACUCGAAGUUCGUCCUGGUGAUGUCAUGAAGACUGAAUGGCCAUUUUUCGAUGUUUGUGUAGCGAAUUUACCUUAUCAGAUCUCUUCUCCAUUCGUCUUCAAAUUACUCUUGCAAAGGCCUUUGCCAAGAUACGCUGUUUUGAUGUUCCAAAAAGAGUUUGCCGACAGACUGAUAGCAAAACCUGGUGACAAGGACUACUGCCGAUUAUCCGUUAAUGUCCAACUUCUUGCCAAAGUUGAGCACCUCAUGAAGGUCAAAAGAACUGAAUUUCGGCCACCACCGAAAGUAGACUCUGCUGUUGUACGUAUUGCGCCAAAAAAUCCACCACCCCCAAUUAAUUUCGAUGAAUGGGAAGGCAUGCUUCGUUUAUGUUUCCUGAGGAAAAACAAAACGUUGCUCUCAAUAUUCAAACAAAAUAAUGUAGCUGAGCUGAUAGAGAAAAAUUACCAGAAGUUGUGCAGUUUAUUAAAUAAGCCAAUCCCUAAAGACUUUGACGUUAAGAAGCUAAUUGAAAACACCCUAGCAGAAGGAGGGUUUGCCGACAAACGUGCUAGAAAAAUGAGCAUCGAGCAGUUUCUUGCUCUUCUUCUCACCUUCAACAAAGCCGGUAUUCACUUCCAUUCAUAG
Necator americanus (New World hookworm) is the source of this 918-nucleotide messenger RNA. RefSeq lists its product as uncharacterized. Gene Ontology annotation, molecular function: rRNA (adenine-N6,N6-)-dimethyltransferase activity. Gene Ontology annotation, biological process: rRNA methylation. The record is from RefSeq and is a predicted model, not a curated record. NCBI's taxonomy places the organism in Eukaryota, Metazoa, Nematoda, Chromadorea, Rhabditida, Ancylostomatidae. The coding region runs from base 1 to 918 and encodes 305 amino acids. The transcript is spliced from 8 exons. Gene Ontology annotation, cellular component: nucleolus.